AUGAAGGUCUGGUUGUUGAUGGGGAUGAUGGUCUUUCUUUGCACCAUCCGAGCCGCGGCUUAUGAUACAGACCAUUGCAACCCAGAACAGGUAGUAGGGGACUGGCACAUCCUGGCCUUUGCCACGGACUGCAAGGUGCUGAUGAAGUACCUGGACAACAUGGAGAUGAUGGUGGCCAGCAUUGACCGCCAGGAGGACGGCCAUUUCAAGAUCACCUCCUCCGUCCCGACACCCUUUGGCUGUCUGAAAAUGGAAGAGGUCCUCAUCCAAAAUGAAGACGGGACCAUCGUCCACAAAUCUGUUUUGACGUGCCGUAAAUUUGGGAUGGUUUCCCUCUUCUUUUUGUUGUUGUUGUUCUUGUUUUCUUCAGCUUUAGGAGAGGAAAGUGUGGCCGUGACGCACACCGAUUGCGAGACAUACAACAUUGUCACCAUCUCUAGGGCCAAGGACCAGCAGAACGGCAGCAAAUACAUUACUCUUUAUGCCAGGGAGCGCCAGGUUCCAGAAGAGAUUGAGAAGAUGUUCAGAGACUACGUCCAUGAUCUGGGCUUCCAGGAUGAAAACAUGAGGUUCUUCGAAAAGGAAGUGAAUUGCAUUAAGGAGUAGAAUGCUCCUCAGAGGCACCUGAUCUGCGAAUAUGGAGGAACGGAUGCCAGGUGUCCCUCUUCCAUACCCUCCAACUAUCCUGGCUUUUGCAGCUGCAUUGGAAAUGUUUCCUCUUCCCACUUUCCCCCUUCAUCCUCAAUUUACUCCAGUUGCAGCAACCUGAGUCCCAAGUGCAAAAGUUGCUUGCACUUCAUUAAUUCCAUUGAAAGAGGAGAGGAGGAGGAGGAGGCAGAGGCUGGUCCUUCCCAGUUGGCCCAGGCAAAAGCUAACUGGCAUCCUGGCUUUGGUCGAAUGCUGGCGUUGCUUGGGCACACAUGCCCCAGUUCUCACCUUUGAAAGGUUGGCGGGUUUGUUCUUCUCACCAAGCAAGGAAGGACAAGACCUGGGUUGUAGAGUGAGAUACCUGGUACUGUUGCAUAAGGAAAGCGAUUGUAGUUGUCCUCCUUUAUGGCCGCAUCUCAAGGGACGCCUUGUCCUUGUGUGUGUUCCUUGCAUUAGCUCUACCUGCCUUGCUUUACACAAGAGGGCCUUUUGGGGUUGACCGCAGGCCAAAUGCCCAUUGGGUCCAGAG
Messenger RNA from Sceloporus undulatus (fence lizard), 1177 nucleotides. RefSeq lists its product as uncharacterized. The transcript is spliced from 7 exons. The record is from RefSeq and is a predicted model, not a curated record. Lineage: Eukaryota; Metazoa; Chordata; Lepidosauria; Squamata; Phrynosomatidae. Bases 1 to 606 code for a protein of 201 amino acids. Gene Ontology annotation, molecular function: small molecule binding.